AUGGAACUACUCUCUACACCAAGAAGAUUCAUCCCUAACUAUAAAUGUGACCUCCAGAACAAUCUGGUAGCUGUUGUUGGGGGACCGGGCUCUGAUGAAUUCCUGGACAUGGCAAACAUCUUGACCAGCUACAAAAUUGCACAGCUUGGAUAUACUUCUGCUCCAGAGAUGAAGACCAAAGAUACUGUCUUCCACUGGAUGUUCCCAAAUGCAAUACAUCAGCACAGGGGGAUUCUCCAUCUUCUGUUACAUUUUGGGUGGACAUGGAUUGGGGUGUUAUAUCUUGAUAUCGGCAAACUGACACAGUUAUUACUACAAAAUGUGCUUCCCAUGUUUUCCAAAAGUGGUAUCUGUUUUGAUUUCAUAAGAAAACUAUCUGAUGGAUAUCUCAAUGAGAUUGGUGAAGUCGCAGAAGGGAUUCAUAAAACAUUAUGUUUUCUCUUGACCCGUACAUCUAACACUGUGAUUGUUCAUGGUGAAUUUCAAAGUAUGUUAUCUUUAAGGAAUUUCCUCAAAAUAUCUGAAUUUGAGGAAAUGCCAAUUUAUUCUAAAGUCUGGAUUAUGACAGCAGAAGUUGAUUUCAUGUCCAUUCCCCUUCAAAGAAGUUGGGACUUAAAUUUCCUUCAUGGGUCUUUAUCCUUGGCCAUUAAUUUCAAUGAUGUUUCUGGCUUCCAUCAAUUUCUUCGAGGGAGGAACCCUGCUUUGGAGAAAGAAGAUGGCUUCCUAAGAGAAACCUGGCAACAGGUAUUUAAUUGCUUCUUCCCUGGUUUUACCAGUGAUCUGAUGGAUGAGAAUAACUGCACUGGGAAGGAGCAACUAGAGACUCUCCCUAUGACUGUGUUUGAAAUGAGGAUGACUGCCCACAGUUACAGUGUCUACACUGCUGUCUAUGCCAUCGCACAUGCUUUGCAUGCCAUAUACUCUUCUAUGGGAAACCAAAGGCCAAUUGCAAAUGGAUGGAGACAGAAAGUGCAUCAACAGCUAUGGAAGGUAACUCUUCAAGUAAACUAG
Molecule: messenger RNA, 1011 nt
Organism: Python bivittatus (Burmese python)
Lineage: Eukaryota; Metazoa; Chordata; Lepidosauria; Squamata; Pythonidae
Source: RefSeq, a predicted model, not a curated record